This is a messenger RNA of Microbotryum saponariae, 2802 nucleotides long. The record is from the annotation of a GenBank genome assembly. NCBI's taxonomy places the organism in Eukaryota, Fungi, Basidiomycota, Microbotryomycetes, Microbotryales, Microbotryaceae.
AUGGUGCAAUCCCACACGGCUGCAGCGACGCAGGCCAACUCGAUGCUGCCCUCGGCCAGUGCGGCGCCCCUGAUCGCCAAGGACAAUGACGUGGUCAUGCUGGACAACUGUGAGCACGAAACUUGGAUAUUGUGCACCCGGAUUUUAUGACUGACCGCUUCUCCAUUAAUGCCACAGAUGACAGGUUAGUUUCCGCUCCACGACGAUCGUAGCCAGACAGCAUGUGGCGGUCCGAGCUUUGGGACGGCGAACACCCCUGCCCCACCUCCUGAUCGCUGCGUCCGUUCUGUCCGUCGUCUCAAGUCUCACUUACUGACCAUCAUCAUCUCUUCUGCUACGUGCCUAGUUUCACGUGGAAUCUUGUAAAUCUUGCAUAUCCUCUCUCCGACGUCCUUCGCGCUCUUCGCAGACCCAAAAUUGACUCAUCGUGAUGCCCCUGUCUUUACCAAACUGCAGUACCAGUACCUGUGCCUCUUGGGCGCCAACGUCACCGUCAUCCGAUCCGAAGCCAUCACUCUCGAACAACUCGCCGAGCGACACCCCAAGCUCACGCACCUGAUCAUCUCCCCUGGUCCCGGCCACCCACUUCGCGACAGCGGCAUCUCGAUUCCUGCGAUCAAGGCCUAUGCGGGCAAGAUCCCCAUCCUCGGCAUCUGCAUGGGUUUGCAGUGCAUGUACGCAGCGUACGGUGGUGAGGUCGACAAGGCUGGCGAAGUCGUGCACGGCAAGACGAGCGCCGUCAAUCACGACGGCAAGGGUCUCUUCAAGGACGUCGACCAGUCCGUCCAAGCAACACGAUACCACUCCCUCGCGGCCAAGCUCGACAGUCUUCCCGAGGUACUCGAAGUCACCAGCCGCACCGAGUCAGGCAUUGUCAUGGGUUUGCGUCACCGACGCUACGCCAUCGAGUCCCUUCAGUACCACCCCGAGAGCAUCCUGUCCGAGCAAGGCAAACUCAUGCUCGCCAACUUUUUGAGCUGGACCAGCGGCGAGUGGUCCGGCAACCCCGGGUACGAAGCCGCCGGCACGUCCGCGGCAAGCGGUACAACCAGGUCUUCCGAAGCGAUCGCGAUUCCAUCCCCUGCUGCGCUGCCGACGAUUCUGCAAAAGAUCGAGAACCAACGUGCGAUCGACGUUGCCAAGGCCAAGGCCACGCCCGGGUUCAAGCCAGCCGAUCUCGCUUCCCUUAUCAACCUGCACGUCGCCCCUCCUCUCAUCUCCUUCCACCAGCGACUACAGGCCAGCGCGGCCUCUUCUACCUCCGGUGGUGCCCCGCACGUUGCUCUUCUCGCCGAGGUCAAGCGUGCUUCGCCUUCCAAAGGUGACUUCGUCGAUGGCUCUUCCCCUUCCUCGCCGUCGAUUGCCUUGUCGUACGCCUUUGCCGGUGCUUCUGCGGUCUCCGUUCUAACCGAGCCCAAGUGGUUCAAAGGCUCGCUCGAGGACAUGCGAGCCGUGCGGGCUGCGGUCGACAGUCUCCCGAACCGACCAGCCAUCCUGCGCAAGGACUUCAUCCUUGACACGUACCAAAUCGACGAAGCGCGUGUGUACGGUGCCGACACCAUCUUGCUCAUUGUUGCGAUGCUCACGGACGAAAAGCUUGUCGAACUGUACCAGCACUCACUCUCGCGCGGCAUGGAACCUUUGGUCGAAGUCAACAACACCGAAGAGCUCGUGCGUGCGCUCAAGAUCGGCUCCAAGGUCAUCGGCGUCAACAACCGCAACCUACACGACUUUGAGGUCGACAUGGGCACCACGUCGCGUAUCGCCGAUGUCAUUCGUGAGCAAGAGGGAGGCAAGGACGUCAUUCUCAUCGCACUCAGCGGUAUCACGGGUCGAAAGGACGUGGUGAACUACAUGCAGCAGGGCGUCGGUGCGGUCCUUGUCGGCGAGUCUUUGAUGAAGGCGAAAAACAAGGGCGCGUUCGUUCGUGAGCUCUUGGGUCUGCCUCAGCCAGCUCCCGUGGGCGAACCUGUGGCCGCUGCGACUGAAGCCACCGCUCAAGCGGCUGUUUCUGCCGCUACGAGUUCGUCCUCCAAGACGUUGGUCAAGAUUUGCGGUCUCAAGACGCCCGAAGCUGCUCUCGUCGCUGCCGAGGCAGGCGCCGACUUCUUAGGUCUCGUCUUUGUCGAGGCGAGCAGACGCAAGGUUUCGAUCGACCAGGCCAAGAAGAUCGUCGACGCCGUUCGUUCGCGCCCCUUGAGUGGUCCUCCCUCGUCGACACCAUUGGCCCCAUCGAACGACUGGUUCUCCUUCCAAGCCGCUCGCCUCGCGUCGCACCCCCGCAAGCCGCUGAUCGUCGGUGUGUUCCAAAACGCCUCGCUCGAGACCUUGUUGACGACGAUUGAUGCGCUCCAACUCGACGUCGUGCAAUUGCAUGGCAACGAACCCAUCGGAUGGACUCGCUUGCUCAACGUCCCCACCUUCAAGGGGUUCCACGUCGAUGCCCAAGUCGAAUCAGGCAAGGACGGACUCGAGUCAGUUCACUUGCGCGACGCCACUCGUGCAGGCUACCAUGCCGUCCCUCUCCUCGAUACCAAGAUCGGUAAAGGCGAGAACGCAUUGAGUGGAGGAGCAGGCAAGACGUUCGACUGGUCCGUCGCCAAGCGUUUGGUCGAAAGUCGCGGCGAAGGCCAUGCCCGUCUCCCCAUCAUCCUCGCCGGUGGUCUCGAUUGCGUCAACGUCGUUUCGGGCUUGCAGCAGGUCCAACCUUGGGCCGUCGAUAUCAGUGGUGGUGUCGAGACGAACGGAGAAAAGGACUUUGACAAGAUCCGCAAAUUCAUCAGUCUCGUCAAGGGAGCAUAG